Amblyraja radiata (thorny skate) is the source of this 1912-nucleotide messenger RNA. It is a transcript of the gene nbl1, whose product is annotated as NBL1, DAN family BMP antagonist. Bases 28 to 555 code for a protein of 175 amino acids. The transcript is spliced from 4 exons. Gene Ontology annotation, biological process: animal organ morphogenesis. NCBI's taxonomy places the organism in Eukaryota, Metazoa, Chordata, Chondrichthyes, Rajiformes, Rajidae. The record is from RefSeq and is a predicted model, not a curated record. Gene Ontology annotation, molecular function: BMP binding; receptor ligand activity.
AGGCGGCGGCGAGUGAGCGGCCGGGCCAUGGUGGACCACUUGUGCAGAAUGUGUUGGUUCGCGCUGGGCAUUCUGCUGCUGUCUCUGGUCGUGGCCGCGCCUCCUCCCAUCAAUAAACUGGCGCUGUUUCCUGACAAAAGUGCCUGGUGUGAAGCAAAGAACAUCACCCAGAUAGUUGGCCACACUGGCUGUGAGUCAAAGUCCAUCAAGAACAGAGCUUGCCUUGGCCAGUGUUUCAGCUACAGUGUGCCCAACACCUUUCCACAGUCCACUGAAUCCCUGGUACACUGUGACUCCUGCAUGCCAGCACAGUCGUUGUGGGAAAUUGUGAAGCUGGAAUGCCCGGGGAACGAGGAAAUGCCCAGAGUGGACAAGCUCGUGGAGAAAAUCGUACACUGCAGCUGCCAGGCGUGUGGGAAGGAACAGCAUCAAGAUUCCCAACUUUUCAACGGGAUUUUAAACGAGGAGGAAGCACCCCCGGGAAUGGUUGAAACUCAACAGAUCAUCCACCACGAGAAAGAAAUCGCCCUCAAAUCCGCCAGAGACGAAGCCUAAUAAAACGGACAUUUUAAUAGAAAAAUAGCGGUAUAAAAUUUCAGUUUGUUUUAUUUGCUGAGGUCUUAGAAGAAGGAAAAAAAUCAAAGUGUAACAAUUUAAAAAAAAAAACCCAUGCAGACUUAUUUAAAGAGAAAGUCUUUAAAAAGUAACAUUUGUUGUAGAAAUCCCAUUCAGAUAAUAAUAUAUACUUCACCGAGGCCCAGCAAAGUAUAAUUUGAAUUUGAUGAUCAGUGUUGAGUUCACGAAACCAGUAAUCAUGUUUGUAAGCCACAGUCUGUAGCCGCUCCAAACACAUAACUGUUUGUAUAUAAUAUUAUACUUUGUAAAUCUCUGUCAACUUUUAUUUUCCCAAAUCUUUGCAUUUAAUUUUCUGAUCAUCAUGUUUCUGGACAAGUAGAGGGAGAAACAACAGGGUGAUUAACAUUGGGGGGGGAAAUAAUAGAAUCACAGCCAGAAGGAUGGAGGGUUAGAGCAACUAACACAGAGGGUGAGAUACUGACAUCAGAGAGCCUCUCUCACAUACACAUGCACAAUGACAUACACAUACACAUACACAUAGACAUACACAUGCACGAUCGUUUGCUGAACACCCUCGCUCAGUCCACCUGACAUUACCUGAUCUCCCGGUUGCCAAACACUUUAAUUCUCCUUCCCAAUCCUACACAGACCUUUCUGUCCUAGGUCUCCUCCAUUGUCAGGGUGAGACUAGAUGCAAAUUGGAGGAACAGCAUCUCCUAUUUCACAUGGGCUGCUUACAACCCAAUGGUAUGAAUAUUGAUUUCUCUAACUUCAGGUAGCCCCGGCAUUCUGUCUCUCUCUCUAUCCCUCCCCCACCCAAGUCGCACCAGCUUCUCGUUCUCAACCAGCAAGCAGCUAACAAUGGCCUGUUCCCUUUAUCAUUGUUACUUGUUUGCAUAUCUUUCAUUCAUUGUUCUUUAUCUGGCUACAUAAUUGCCUGUAUCUCUCGCUUCCCUUACCCCUAACCAGUCUGAAGAAGGGUCUCGACCCGAAACGUCACCCAUUCCUUCUCUCCAGAGAUGCUGCCUGUCCCGCUGAGUUACCCCAGUUUUUUUGUGUCUAUCUUCGGUUUAAACCAGCAUCUGCAGUUCCUUCCUGCACAUAUACAAAGGCAGACAGACCCAGCACCAGGGAGGAUGCGUACACUCACAUCGAUCAAAUACACCAGCAGGAAUGUCCCUCUGUGAAACGAUGUAUUGAUGGGUAAGGGUUGGAAACUGGGGGACAGUUUGUAAAUCAUUCUCAUCUUGUUUAUAACAUUGUGCUCUUCCGCUCAAAUUCUGUACCUAUAUAUUUUCUUUUUGUAAACUGUUGGAUUAAAUGUUGAUGUAUCAUA